GAACCAUCUCUCCUAGCUCCCUCUCUUCUCCAACCAUCAAUCGAACCACAAUCUCUCCUCCUCUCUCCCGUUUCUUCACAUCUCUCCGCUGCCGCUGCUCUUUGCAAGCUUGGCCGAUUGAUCGAUUGCCAUUGACCAUGACGAAGCACGGCGUUGUGCUUGUCCCCGAGGACGCCGCCGCCGCGACGCGGCAUUUCUCGUUCCCGCCGCCGAGGACGGGCGACUCGUGCAGGAAGCUGGCCGCGCAGAUCGACAUCGGCGCCGCCAUGAUGGGGUCGUGGCUGGACUCCAUGAAGGCCUCCUCGCCGAGGCACAGGCUCAUGGCGCCCGUGGCCGCCGCCGGCGCCAGCGACGCGGAGCACGACGAGUGGAUGGAGCGGCACCCGUCGGCAUUGGGCCGGUUCGAGGCGCUGGCGGCGGCGGCGAAGGGGAAGCAGAUCGCGGUGUUCCUGGACUACGACGGCACGCUGUCCCCGAUCGUGGAGGACCCCGACUGCGCCGUCAUGACCGACGAGAUGAGAGACGCGGUGCGCGGCGUCGCGGAGCAUUUCCCGACGGCGAUCGUGAGCGGCCGGUGCCGGGACAAGGUGUUCGGCUUCGUGGGGCUGGCGGAGCUGUACUACGCCGGGAGCCACGGGAUGGACAUCAGAGGCCCCACCGCGGAGCCCAACUCGAGCUCCAACCACCACCUCGCGCCCAGCAAGGCCAAGUCGGUGCUGUGCCAGCCUGCGAGCGAGUUCCUGCCGAUGAUCGAGGAGGUUUACGGCGCGCUGGUGGCGAAGGUGGAGUCGAUCCCGGGCGCCAAGGUGGAGAACAACAAGUUCUGCCUGUCCGUCCACUUCCGCUGCGUCGACGAGAAGAGAUGGGGCGCGCUGGCAGAGCAGGUGAGGUCCGUGCUCAAGGACUACCCCAGGCUGCGGCUCACCCAGGGGAGGAAGGUGCUGGAGGUCCGCCCCAUGAUCAAGUGGGACAAGGGCAAGGCCCUCGAGUUCCUGCUCGAGUCGCUGGAUUAUGCUGAGCGCAGCGACGUUUUCCCGAUCUACAUCGGCGAUGACCGCACGGACGAGGACGCGUUCAAGGUGCUGCGCAGCAGGGGACAGGGAGCUGGAAUUCUCGUGUCCAAGUUCCCGAAGGAGACCAGCGCGUCCUUCUCCCUCCGCGAGCCAACUGAGGUCAAGGAGUUCCUGCGCAAGCUGGUCGACUCCAACAGCUGAUGGUUGAGCAGCAGCCUAAGAAGGAUCGAGAUCCAAGUGAUGACCAACUCUAUCUAGAAAUUAUCUAACUCGGCCGUCCCUAGCUCCCUCUCAACAGCAGAGGAGUUCUUGUAUCUCAGCCUAGAAGAACGUAGGAUCUAGUAUCUCGUGUCCAAUCCUUAUUGUAUCUUCAUUUUUUCAUUGCUGCUGCUGCUGCUGUUUUCAGUACCAUCGAUCAUUAUCUCUAGGCCUCGCCUCGGAAGGCUUCUAUUAUUGCGCCAUUCUCGCGAGGCAUUUGUUGGCCCCUUGUAUCAUGGACAAGUAAUGGAAUCCGUUUUCCCUGCUCGUUAAA
Messenger RNA from Phragmites australis (common reed), 1545 nucleotides. RefSeq names its product probable trehalose-phosphate phosphatase 9. Gene Ontology annotation, biological process: trehalose biosynthetic process. The transcript is spliced from 9 exons. NCBI's taxonomy places the organism in Eukaryota, Viridiplantae, Streptophyta, Magnoliopsida, Poales, Poaceae. Bases 138 to 1214 code for a protein of 358 amino acids. The record is from RefSeq and is a predicted model, not a curated record. Gene Ontology annotation, molecular function: trehalose-phosphatase activity.